GUAUCAGAUUAAUUUGGGAUAUUCAUAUGUAAACGUCGCCCUUUCCAUUAAGUUGCCUAGUAUUGUUGUGCUGUUUGCUCAUAUACCCCAAUUGAAUUUGUUACACCUCACUCCAGUCAUUCAUUAUCAGCUUGGUGCAUCAGAUGUGGUAUUGUAAUAGGCGGUAGAAUGGAUGGAGACCCUGCUGUUGAGAAUGAGCUCGACUCUUUCAGUCGCACUCUUCCCUUACCCUAUAGGGUUGCAUUGAUCAUUGUAUUAGGAGUCUGGGCUUGGGGCGCAAAUCUUCAUUAUCUUUCAAUUGUUAAAAUUAAUGUUCCUUCACUCAUCCAAUACCCACAACGAGCUUCUCCACGAACUGAUCCUCCGCAUCAUUUGUCUGCGUAUCGACUUGCUACGUAUCUCACAAUCCCCCUUGUCCUCUUCAUCCUCCUCUUCUGGGCACUCUCCCACCGCGACCCAGCUCUAGUAGUCUACUAUGACUUUCUUCCAAUAACUUACAUUUGCCUGCUCUUCCUCGCAUUUUUGGUCCCCUUACGCCGCGCAUCUUACUCUGGCCGUCUCCAUUUCCUCUCCGCCCUCAAGCGUGUUUCAGUUGGCGGCCUUGCUCUUCCUAAUGAAGGCAAAUUUGGCGACAUCCUCCUGGCUGAUGUUCUCACCUCCUAUGCGAAAAUAAUAGCCGACCUUUUCGUCUCCUUUUGCAUGUUCUUCACCCCUUCUGGCAGCGCAACUUCUCGGCCUGAUCGUGGUUGUGGCGGGCAAUAUAUCGUCCCUAUUAUGAUCGCGAUCCCCUCACUUAUUCGUUUCCGACAAUGCAUAAUCGAAUACCUACGAGUUAAGAAUUCACGCUCAUCAGCUUCUGGAUGGGGUGGUCAACACUUAGCCAAUGCGCUCAAGUAUUCCACAGCGUUUCCUGUAAUAAUAUUCUCUGCUAUGCAGCGAAACCUCUCGGUAAAUGAAACCUCGAUAAACAUCACCACAACAACACUCUAUCGAUUCUGGCUACUAAGCGUACUCAUCAACUCUCUAUACUCUUUCUACUGGGAUGUGACUAAAGAUUGGGACCUCACUCUCCUCACUCCGUCAUCAAGAAAUACAGCCUCCUACCCCCUUCGACCUCGCCUAUACCUCCCUACAAAAGAGCUCUACUACAUGACCAUUCUCUUUGAUUUCCUUCUCCGUUUCACAUGGUCUCUCAAACUCUCUCCUCAUCUUGACCAUUUCGCCGAUUUUGAAAGCGGCAUUUUCUUGUUGGAGGUUUUGGAAGUUGCUAGGAGAUGGAUGUGGAUAUUCCUGAGAGUGGAGACGGAAUGGGGAAGAGAAAAGGAGAAGGGCAAUGCAAAUGGAUUGCUAGGUGGCCCGGGAGUGGAUGAUGUUCUAUUAGGCGAUUAUAGGGACGAGGAUGACUAUAGUGAUUAAGAUGUAGGACUUUCAUGCAUACGGAGAAGUAGACUGGAGUCGAUUAUAUCAUUUAAUACGAAUGGACGUGCAGUAGCGAAAUCUAGAUCUUUCGGUGGGUAGGACUAUGCAUGUUCAGAUGCUUGACAUGAUACCAAGAGAGAUUGGGCGCAUAAAUCAAUCGAAUGUAGGAUAUAGCCGACUAGUUCUAGAAACGGUUGCGGAAACUGAUUCCCCAAGCCAACCAACACACACACACACACACACACAUAUAUAUAUGUAUUACUCAUACUAUAAUCAUCUAAACUCACCA
This is a messenger RNA of Botrytis cinerea B05.10, 1708 nucleotides long. RefSeq names its product Bcerd1 (gene Bcerd1). The record is from RefSeq and is a predicted model, not a curated record. The transcript is spliced from 3 exons. Lineage: Eukaryota; Fungi; Ascomycota; Leotiomycetes; Helotiales; Sclerotiniaceae. The coding region runs from base 169 to 1416 and encodes 415 amino acids. Gene Ontology annotation, cellular component: membrane; cytoplasm.